Molecule: messenger RNA, 1890 nt
Organism: Exaiptasia diaphana
Lineage: Eukaryota; Metazoa; Cnidaria; Anthozoa; Actiniaria; Aiptasiidae
Product: tektin-B1
Exons: 5
Coding region: 114-1568 (484 amino acids)
Biological process (GO): cilium assembly; cilium movement involved in cell motility
Cellular component (GO): nucleus; microtubule cytoskeleton
Source: RefSeq, a predicted model, not a curated record
UAGAACGCUAACUAAAAUACCACAGAAACGAACAACAAACUCCAUUCAUUUGGAAGCUUUGAUCUUGGCUGAAUAGUGUUUUACGGGRAUUGUUMUAACUCAGARACCCGAAUAUGGCACUUACAAAUCCUAAAAUACCUCCUCGCUUCGCCAUGUCGGACUGGCACACCUCAAACACUGUAAUUAGAACAAAUGCAGAAAGGCAACGUGAAGCAUCCCACCAARUACGACAGGAAGGACGAUGGCUACGAAACGAGACUGAUAACCACACUAGAUGGACACAGCACGAUAGCAAUACCAAGUUAGAGAAAAGAAUUGAUGAUAUCAAUGACUGGAGAAAGAGUUUAGAGAGGUGUUUAGCCGAAACAGACCACGAGAUUGCUUUACUGGAAGUAGAGAAAGAAAGGACGGAGCGAGCUCUCGAAGCCAAGAAAGUACCUCUGGAUAUUGCGCUGGAAUGUCUGAUGCUGAGAGAAAACAGACUUAAUAUUGACCUUGUGCGAGAUGAAGUUGAGGCUCAACUACAUAAGGAGGUGGAAGUCAUCGAAGGAACUAAAUCCUUACUUCAACAAAAGGUAGAUGAAGCAGCGGAACAGCUAUGUUUACUCCAAGAAGCUCGACACCAGCUGCAUUUAGACUUGACUGACAAAUACACAACCCUGCAAAUAGAUGGYGAUUGUCACUCUUUGAACAACUUGUCKGCAAAUAUUGGCUUUCAAGUCAAUCCAACAAGAACCAUCAAAGGAAGUGUCACUCCAGAAACCUGGGACUCUUUCUCUAACUACAAUAAACUCAGAGCUGAAGCUGAGAUGAAGGCUUCCAGUCAYCUKAGAGAGGCCAUUUUUGCAACACUGCAGCAGACAGCAAAYGAUUUAGAAGCUCAACGCAAGGCUUCUGARUAYGCWUUUAGAAAGAGAACACAUGAAAGUCARCAAGCAAAGAGUGAACUSGAAUGGCAGCAAAARAAUACUGAGAAAGAAAUUGCUACACUUGAAGGGGACAUCAAGGAACUUAAAUAUGCUAUCGAUGCUAAAAAUGCACCAAUGAUGGUUGCUCAGACACGUCUUGAGAAUCGUACUUACAGACCCAAUGUGGAGCUGUGCAGAGACCAAGCACAAUACCAGCUGUGCCAUGAAGUUGCAGAGAUCGGCGGCUCCAUCCGUGCCCUCACUGAAAAGUUAAGAGAAUCMGAAAACUCUCUUCAAGCAUUGAGAAGCAACCUAAGCCGUAUAAAUGAGGAUCUUGGCAUCAAAAACAACUCACUUGCUUUGGAGAACAGAUGCAUGAAUGUGAGAGAAAAGAUGAGAGAGAUUCCACAYAGUAUGACAAUGAACCAUCCAUUUGGYCCMCCAAUUGGCAACAAAGAGUACAGUACCAUGAUGAACUCUCUUGGACAGUACACCACAACAACUAAAGACACAACACAACCUGAAAUKAGGCUCCCCCCUGAGACUGGCGGCCAUUUUAAUCCUCCUACAAAGCAGUAUACUCUACCUACUGGUUAUACUGGAAGUCUAAGGACUGUACCAGAAACUGAAAGAAAAGCUCCUGUACCAAUUGCCGAAUAAAUUWCACUUUUAAUCAAUAAAGCUGUGAUUUUAUUAUAUUUCUAAUAAUAUUAUUAUAAAUGGUCUGAGUCAGCAUGGAAUUUUUUUGUAUGAUUUACAUUUUUUUUUAAUUUGGAAAUAUUUUGUAUACAAGCAGGAAGCAGCAGUGCUAGUUAAUGUAGUUUUUAAUGAAGUCAUCCACAAAAGAAUGGUUAAAUACUUAUAAUUGAUUGAAGCACUCAUAAAAGUACAAAAUUAUUACAACUAUAUAAACUGACCAAACUUGUAWAAUAAUGAUAGCAGUACUUAAUUUUCAAUAUUUAUUAAAAAACACAAAAAACAA